UUUAAGUAAACCGAGGGUACUUCCGGUCUGAUCGCGUCUCUCCGUGUGUGACUUGACCGGGAGCAGCGUGGCUCGACCUGAGGCGGGCAGAGGGAGUGUCUGCUGGGCGUAGGAGCAGUCUGACGUCUCGUUAGUGUGAAUGACUUGAAAAAAACACUCUGACAACAGCUCAGCAGGCGAGACGGUCGCGGAAAAACCGAGGAACAAUUUUCUUUUGUAACUUCUUCCCGCUUCCUUCCUUCCGUCCCCCACCUGUAUGACUGCGUGAAGACAAAAGCGACUCAGCAAUGGAGAGCUCCAUUGGUGGCAAGCCAACUCUGGCUCCAAAACCUCGGCUCACUCCAAAACCCUUCUCGCUGCAGAAGAACACCACCUUCCGCUCCAUUAAUGCUCCCAAGACGGUCACUGCAACGUCCAAGACAACGCCACAGCAGGCUGGAAAAUCUAAAGCCACAAGUGUCCCCAAACCGACUUUGCCCACCCCUGCUCAGCAAUCCACCACCCCUGAUUCCAAACCCAGCACUGUAAGUGUGCUCACCAAGGAUCAACCAAAACCGACGAAAGAAAGCAAAGUGAGUCCACAUGGAGAAGAUACUCUUGAUUCAAGUGUAGGAAAAUCAGAUCCAGCCCCACAAACCACUCCACUCAAAGAGACACCCAAGUCGAUCCAGAGAGACGACGUCAUCCAAACAAACCACAAAGCACCCACAGAUAUUGUAACUAACUCAGAACAGAAAGACGGAAAAAAGAAAGAAGAUGAAAUUUCUGUCGUCCAAAAGCCUGAAGAAUCAGGAAGUGAAGUUUCCUCUUCACCCAAUCCAACAUAUCGACGGGCCAGCACCAGGAAUCGCCUCUCUGUGGAGCUCACCUCGAAGUUUGAAUCAGGUGGUCUAUCUCUGCCUCCACAGCCCAAUAUUAGCAUCUCUACAACCAGCACCAAAGAGGAGGCAAACAAGCCAGAGUCUUCAGCUCCAGAGCGGAGCCUGACAACAUCAGAGCCAUCAAACAGAGAGAGUGAUGAAGUUGGACUGAAGGAGGAUUACGAUGGAGGAGGCAGUAUAAAACGCAGGAUCAGUCUUCUGUUUGACUCAUCAUCGAAGCCAGAGGUCCCAACAAAGAGAGAGGAGCCAGAAAUGAUAAAUGGUACAGGAGGUGUAAAGGCGAGAAUCAAAAACUGGGCCACGGAAACGAGCUCUGAGGGUCCCAAGGUUGAGAAGAAGCCUCAGGUUGUACUACGAACUCGCUCUAAGAGUGAGCCAGUGACUGCUGCAGCAGCAGAGAAAACACCCAAAACGCCACCUGUUAAACCUCCUGCAGCCGGGACAUCAUCCAGUCAGGCGGUGGGUGAUCUUGUCUCAAAGGUCUCACCUGCUGAACAACGCACAGAGACCCCUCUGAAAACAACUAAAGAUGCUCCUACUGGAGAUAAGUCAUCAGAAAGUCCAAGCAAGACGUCAGGAGAACAUAUACAGAACAAAUCAACAGAGAGUGAUGUCCAGCUACGCAAACGCAGCCUAUCUGCAGGCCACACUGUCACUGAUGAGGGAGACUCAGCGAGUGAGAGUGGUGAGCAUGGUCUGAAGAGGGACAACGUGAAACGCCGCUCUGUUCGCUUUGGUGUCGUGGAGAGAGAUGAUGGUGGACCUCCAGUUGUCCUGGGCUCACCGUCUGAUUCCAGCGAAGAAGAAGAUGAAGAAGAAGAAGAAAAAGGAGAGGAUGCUUCUGAGGAUGGAGCUGAGGAAGAUGCUGCCAUUUCAGUGCCUGUCUACAGAAGAGUUCUUGAAAAGAAGGAUGAUGAGGUGCAAAGGCUCGAAGCAGAACAACUGAAACAUUUGGAGUUUGAAAAAAAGCGGAGAGCGGAGGAGAUUGAACUGGUGAGGCUUAAGUUAGAAGAGGAGCGGAAACUAAAAGAGGAAGAAGAGGAAAGGGAGAAACAAAAAAAGGCAAGGCAGAGGGAAGCGGAGGAAAAGGAAAGAGAGAGACUGAAGAAGGAGGAAAUUAAGAGACAAAGGGAGGAGUGGGAGAGAGAAAGGCUGAAAGAAGAUGAGAGGGAAAGGGAAAGGCAGAAAGAAGAAGAGAUGGAGAGGGAAAGACAGAUGGAGUUGAUGUGGCAGAGACAGAGAGAAGAGGAAAGAGAGAGGGCAAGGCAGAAAGAGGAAAGACUUAAACAAGAUCAGGAGGAGAGGGAAAAAGAGAGAUUAAAGGAAGAGGAGAGGCUGAGGGAGGAAGGAGAAAGACAGAGGCUGAGAGAGGAGGAGGAGAGAGCAAUUCACGAACACAAGGGACACAGAGUGGAGGCAAAAUUGAGAGUUGAGGAACUGAAUAAAGAGAAACAAAGAGAGAAAGAGUGGGAAAAAGAGUGGGUGAAGAAGGCAGGAAGGUUGGAAGGAGAAGAUAGGGAAAGAGAAAAAGAGGUAGAGUUGAUGUGGCAGAGACAGAAAGAGGAGGACAGAGAGAAGGCAAGGCAGAAAGAGGAGAGACUCAAACAAGAGGAAAGGGAGAAAGAAAGGAUACGAGAGGAGGCAGAGGAAAGAGAGAGGCAUAGGAAGCUGAGAGAGCAGCAGGAAAGAGAAGACGAGAGAAUUAGGCAAAUAGAAAUGGAGAAACAGAGAGAAGAGAAGAGGAGGGAGGAGGAAAGGAAAGAAGAGGAAAGGAAGAGGCAGAUAGAGAAAGAAAGAGUAGAGGAGAUGGAGAGAAUGAGACGUAUAGAAAUGGAAGAAAGGCUAAGAAUGGAGGAAAAGAGAGGAAGGGAUUUGUUGACCAACACGGAAGUAGAAUCUUCGGUGGAUGAGCCAAAUUUAAUCAGCUUUGACUCUGAAGAUGUGCCUCCAGAGUCACCAUCACCAUAUUCCCCCAUAGCAAAAACCUACAAGCCUGAAGAGAGUCUGAUUGAAGUUGUUUACGAUGACUUCUCUGUUAAACCGCCUCUGAUCAAGGUUGAUUUUGACGACUUUUCAGUCAAACCAAAGAGAUGGGGCUCACAGGCCAAAGUAGAAACCAGUCCAGUCAUCGACAAUUGGGCAGCUGAACCUGUGGAUAAAGACGAAUCAGAAGUUCUGGUGCCCCUGUAUUUCAGCCCUUGGGAAAAUAAAGUGCCAGAGCAGGUAGAAAAACCAGAGAGCCCAGAGCCUAUAUUAUCCCAGGAAAGUCCAGAGGAAGAGAAGGAGAAGGAGGAGAAGGAGGAGCAGGAGCCAAAGGAGGAACAGCUCAUCUUCAUGGAGGUGGAGGAAGAAGAGAAGGAGACAGAGAGGGAGCAAGAGGAUGAGACACAGGAAGAGGAAGUAAAAGAAGAAGAUGACAUGCAAGAGACGCAGGUUAACAACUAUUGCAAAAACGGUGAAGACAAAGACACUGAUGCUUUGUUAGACACCGAGCCAGACCAGCAGAAUGAGGCCUGUGAACAGACACCUGAAAUUGACAGUCCAAAGCCUGUCCCUGACCAAGUUACUGAAGUCUCCACUGAAGACUUAGACACCACUGAUUUCCACAUAGUGGCAGAGCUGUUUCCAUUCCCUGAGAGCUCCACUCCUCUGCUCGACAGCAGCAUACAGAAGUCGAAGGCAGAUCUGGGUAAGAGGCGAAGUCGAUCGCGCCCGUCACGCUCACUCCGUGCAGGUUUGGGUCCGAGCACGAGCACAGACUGGAGGACUUGUGACUCCACAGAUGAAAAGCAAAGGGAGUCAGACUCUGAGGAGGAGCAGCCUAAAUCAAAGAUUGUCUGUUCUCCUCCUCCCACCUCUCAGAAAGUCCCUAUAUUCCCUGGUUUGAGCCCCACAGCCUUAAUUGCUCAGUUAAAAAAGAGGACAGGUGGAGGAGGAACUGGUGGAGCAGGGGAAAGUGAGAAACACAAGCGGAGAGAAGAGAACGAAAGUCGUGAGGAAGUAGCACCAUCUCCCUCGCAACCAUCCCGCUCUCCUCGCUCUGCCCCUCAUCUUGCUGGGGCUGCACGAGUGUUGCCACCCAUAGGCGGCUCGGAUGGAGGUGCUGCCUCCUCUCCCGCUUGGCUGAAAGAAUUGAAGUCAAAGAAGCGUCUGAGUCAAUAUGAUGCUGAGACUUGAGCAGACAUUGUUCCCUAGCUGUUCAGCACGAAUCAAUCCAGCUCAGCUGCUGCUGCUGAUGAACACCUCGCCAUGAUUGCCCCGUUUUGAACCUGGAGAGCCUUAUUGUGGGUCUUACCUAAAAUGUUCAGGAGGGGAAAUCAGGCUUUUGCUGAACAUCAUCAAAAACUUUUGUAUCUUGUAAAUAAAAAAAGGUGCCAAGAAUGUGAUAUGUUAAGUACGUGUUUUAUCCACUGUUAUACAGAGGCUCAAUGGAGGGGGAAUACCCCAGUGUAAUCUAGAGAAAAAGCCAUGGAUUGAUCUUAUUGUUUGAAUGUGUCUGUCAUAUACUGACAGGGACUGAUGACACUAGGCCUUCAACAGGGUAUGUACAGAGAAUACUGAAUAUAAAUAAUGGAUUGCACCUUAUGUGUGUUUAGUUUAAAUUGUAAAAAAAAGAAAGAAAAAAAAAAGCCUUUUACGUUCUCUUUUCCAAUCACAUGAUGAUCUCAAGUAAACCUUUAAGCACUUUAAGAAAAAUCAUAACAAACUAAAAUUACCAUCCAUACAAGACAUCUAAGCAAUAGAAUCAUCAAGUACCUAACUGUAGUAACAUGGUCAUGGGAACUUUUCUAUCCAUUUCACCACCAAAUGUCUGUCUUCUCUUUAAAGUAAGUUUCCACAAAACGUAUGAUUUUAUUAAAACACCCCAUCACUGACCUGAACAUCAACAGGGAGCCGGGAGGAAACUGGACAUGUUGUAACAGAAUCAGGAAGGGUGUUUUGUAAAGUCUUUAACUGAGAAAAAUGCAUUCAUCUGCUCUACAUUCCUUUCUGUGCCUGUGUGCCUAAUGUUGAAGAAAUCACAUGUCGUCAAUGCUGUAAUCAUUUAUGAUCAACAUACUGUAUGAUAAGAGGAAAUUGAGGGAAUUUUAUUAAAAGAUUUUCUAUGAAA
Larimichthys crocea (large yellow croaker) is the source of this 4992-nucleotide messenger RNA. RefSeq names its product tankyrase 1 binding protein 1 (gene tnks1bp1). The transcript is spliced from 11 exons. Lineage: Eukaryota; Metazoa; Chordata; Actinopteri; Sciaenidae. The record is from RefSeq and is a predicted model, not a curated record. The coding region runs from base 288 to 4058 and encodes 1256 amino acids.